UCUCCUCUUGCCGGGCCCCAGCGCGCCCAACUCUGGGGCUCCCGAGGCAGCUGGCGGGCGGUCGGGGUGCCCAAGGCUGGAGCAGCGACCUGGGACCCCUGUGCUGGGCGCGGGAGGUAGGAAGAGGGUUUGUUGGGGGUGCCCGCCGGCCCAGACGCGACAACAGCGGGAGGAGGGAGAGAGGGCUCCCAGGCGCCCAGCCGCCUCCCCGGCACUCGCUCUCUGGACUUGUAGGUCUGCAAGCUGCUGCUCCUCCCACCCCGGCCCGCCUCCUCGCUCUCUCGCCUGCUCUCCAGAGCUGUUGUACCAGCCGUGCCGUGUGUCCCGGCGAGUGAGGGCCGAGGGGCCCCGGGCCAGAGCUGAGCUGAGGACAGGGGCGUCCAGGGCAGAGCGCAGCCGGCCGGGGAGUGGCCAUGUGUGGCGAGGCCGCAGCGAAGCUUGUCUGCUCCAAGUGACCUCGGGUCGUGGACCGCUGCCCUGCCCCCUCCGCUGCCACCUGGGGCGGUGCGGGCUCGGUGCCCCGGAUCGCGCGUAGAGCCGGCGGGAUGCACGUGCGCUCGCUGCGCGCUGCGGCGCCACACAGCUUCGUGGCGCUCUGGGCGCCUCUGUUCUUGUUGCGCUCCGCCCUGGCCGACUUCAGCCUGGACAACGAGGUGCACUCCAGCUUCAUCCACCGGCGCCUCCGCAGCCAGGAGCGGCGGGAGAUGCAGCGGGAGAUUCUGUCCAUCUUGGGCUUGCCCCAUCGCCCGCGCCCGCACCUCCAGGGAAAGCAUAACUCAGCGCCCAUGUUCAUGUUGGACCUGUACAACGCCAUGGCGGUGGAGGAGAGCGGACCCGAUGGCCAGGGCUUUUCCUACCCCUACAAGGCCGUCUUCAGUACUCAGGGUCCCCCUUUAGCCAGCCUGCAGGAUAGCCACUUUCUCACCGACGCCGACAUGGUCAUGAGCUUCGUCAACCUAGUGGAACACGACAAAGAAUUCUUCCACCCUCGCUACCACCAUCGGGAGUUCCGAUUUGAUCUUUCCAAGAUCCCUGAGGGGGAAGCGGUGACUGCAGCUGAAUUCAGGAUCUAUAAGGACUACAUCCGGGAGCGAUUUGACAAUGAGACCUUCCAGAUCAGAGUCUACCAGGUGCUCCAGGAGCACUCAGGCAGGGAGUCUGACCUCUUCUUGCUGGACAGCCGCACCCUCUGGGCUUCUGAGGAGGGCUGGCUGGUGUUUGACAUCACAGCCACCAGCAACCACUGGGUGGUCAACCCUCGGCACAACCUGGGCCUGCAGCUCUCUGUGGAGACCCUGGACGGUCAGAGCAUCAACCCCAAGUUGGCAGGCCUGAUUGGACGGCAUGGACCCCAGAACAAGCAACCCUUCAUGGUGGCCUUUUUCAAGGCCACAGAGGUCCAUCUGCGCAGCAUCCGGUCCACCGGAGGGAAGCAGCGCAGCCAGAACCGCUCCAAGACGCCAAAAAACCAAGAGGCACUCAGGAUGGCUAGUGUGGCAGAAAACAGCAGCAGUGAUCAGAGGCAGGCCUGCAAGAAACACGAGCUGUACGUCAGCUUCCGAGACCUUGGUUGGCAGGAUUGGAUCAUCGCACCUGAAGGCUAUGCCGCCUACUACUGUGAGGGAGAGUGUGCCUUCCCUCUGAACUCCUACAUGAAUGCCACAAACCACGCCAUCGUCCAGACACUGGUUCACUUCAUCAACCCAGACACGGUACCCAAGCCCUGCUGCGCGCCCACCCAGCUCAAUGCCAUCUCUGUCCUCUACUUUGACGACAGCUCCAAUGUCAUCCUGAAGAAGUACAGAAACAUGGUGGUCCGGGCCUGUGGCUGCCACUAGCCCUCCAGAGAGCCUGGCCUUUGGGGGCCACAUCUUUCCAUAUCCAUGAUGAUGUCUCGCUGUCUAAGUCUGUCACUGCCCACCUUGUUGAGCCAACAGGCCAGCCACCUCUCCUGAGCCUUCCCCUCUGGAAACACGUAAGGCCUUAGAAGCCUGAGCACCCAGUGGCUGCCGAGCACGCCUUCACCCUCUCUCAUUGUGCACGAGAUCCCACAAGCUGCCACAGGAAACAUCUAGCAGGAAAAAUAUCUCCUAAGGAAGAGUCCGUUGGUCAUGUGGUCCCUGCAGUGCACCGAGCCUUUGAUGGGUAACUGCAGGCACACUUCAACUGCCUCAGGAGGAAGGGCAUAGCCAGGGUGGGCGCAUCCGUCUGUGCUGCAGGAAAAGCAAAGCAGAAGUCCCUGUAAUAAAAUGUCACAAUAAAACCCAUGAAUGAAAAUAGUUAGGAUGUUAUAGGUAUGUUUUCCUAAACAGUUUAUCCCUGUUUCUUGGUUUACCCUGACUUCAUAAACAGAGGCUGGGGCCUGUGGGAGCUGGGGAGGCCCCUCCCUUCCAUCUUGGUUUCCUUCUGAGGCUGCAGGGCCUUGUGUUUACCCAGACAUACCCAAACCCACCCUGUAGGGAGGGGAAGGAGGAUGUCUGCUCAAAAGAGGCCGGAGACUCAUGGCUUCAAAGGCGGUGUGCUGCAGUGAAGAUGGAGGGGGGUGCACGCAUGUACACACACACACACACACACACACACAUG
Acomys russatus (golden spiny mouse) is the source of this 2583-nucleotide messenger RNA. RefSeq names its product bone morphogenetic protein 7 (gene Bmp7). The record is from RefSeq and is a predicted model, not a curated record. NCBI's taxonomy places the organism in Eukaryota, Metazoa, Chordata, Mammalia, Rodentia, Muridae. Gene Ontology annotation, molecular function: growth factor activity; cytokine activity. The transcript has 7 exons. Gene Ontology annotation, biological process: SMAD protein signal transduction. The coding region runs from base 546 to 1838 and encodes 430 amino acids. Gene Ontology annotation, cellular component: extracellular region.